CUCUCCGGAGCCCAACUGGCUUUUCUUCCCCAAGUCUGGUUGCUUCGCUGCUUUUAUAACCUGGGUUUCUCGAUUUAACAGUCGCAUCAAGAUGCGGGCCAUCUUGACGGCAAAGAUUUUAUCUCAUGAUGAUUACAAGAUCGGGUGGAUUUGCGCCUUACCGCUGGAGAUGGCAGCAGCUCAGACCCUUUUAGAUGAGGUCCACGAGGACUUGCCCGUUCAGCCAAAUGAUCACAACGCAUAUACGCUUGGGGCCAUUGGGAAGCAUAAUAUCGUGAUCGCAUGCUUGCCUAGUGGCGACUGUGGCAAUACAUUCACCACCGUAUCAAUGCAACUGUUGUCCAGUUUUCGCUCUAUCCAGUAUGGCCUGGUGGUCGGUAUUGGGGAAGGAGUACCACGAAAGGAUAUGGAUAUUCGCCGCGGUGAUAUCGUGGUUAGCAAGCCAACGGCUACCCACGGAGGAGUUAUACAGUAUGACUUCGGCAAAGUGUUGAGUGGCAGUGUGUUUCAGCAGACGGGUAUGCUGAACCGACCACCCCAGAUCUUCCUGACUGCGCUGUCCAAGUUGCAAACGCACCAUCUCCUGGGACGCAAGCUGUUCAUGGACAUUCUUUCCGAGAUUGAGCAGGUGUCUAGUUUUACUCGUCCACGCCGGGAGGAUAAGUUAUUUCUUGCUGGUUACGACCACCUCAAUACAAAGUCAAGCAAUUGCGACGAUUGUGAUGUAACCAAAGUUAUUGAACGGCCUCCACGAAACUGCGAGGAUCCUGUGAUUCACUAUGGAACGAUUGUAUUUGUGAAUCAAGCGAAUAACAGUUGGCAGCGAGAUAGGCUAGGCUCCGAGCUCGAUGCUUAUUGUGUGGAAUCGGGUGGAGCAGGGUUUAUGAACAAUUUCCCUUGCCUAAUAAUCCGGGGGAUUAGUGACUAUGCUGAUUCACACAGGACGAAGGAUUGGCAAGGAUAUGCGGCUGCCACUGCAGCAGCAUAUGCGAAAGAGCUCUUGUUGGCCUCAGUUAUCCAUGUCGACCAAACACAGACUGUGCAGAAACCUUCGGCUAAUUCGGAACUUGUCACUGUGGCACAGGUAAAGGACCUGUUGAAAACGACCAGUUGUUCGGAAGCUGUUGCCGCCCCGGCCCCAGCUGCGGCUUUCAGCUACGACGAGUUGAGUGGUGUGUAUCUAGGCACAAUCAGGGGUCAAGAGAUAAUUCCGAGACUGAUCAGGAACCCUGAUCAUUGGAGGAAGAAGAUCAAUGUGCUGUUAGCGCAGCUGAUUGAGAUCCACCCCCAGUGGUGGAUAGAGCGAACAGAGGAGUCUGCGCGUAUCAUGAAUGAAUUCUUUACUCGCAGCAGACUCACUUACCGAGUCAACGUCUAUCCACGACCAAGCGAACGCCCGGUCUACCAUGGCAAUGACCGAGAGUAUCUCAGCAUACUGUUCGAUCACAAUCUGGGGUGGCAAACCCAAUCGGACCCCAACAUUGGGCUGAAUAUUGGUAUUUUGAACAUUUGGUCAAUCCUCGAGUUUCUGGAUCGAGGGGACCUAUAGAGGUGUGCUGGUGAUACUGAGCCUCUGAAAGGUAAUAGUAUAUUUCCAAAGCUAUAGCAUAGUGCUUCCAAGGGAUGGCUUUUCUUCAUGUCUUCACACUGUCCGGAUUCCAUGAGCGUUCGUACUAUUGUCUCGAUCCUGUGUGGUCUCUCACGAAAUCCCUUGUUGUGUCGGUGCAAAACUUUUGCUUCUGUUACACUAAAAAUCUCGCUAUCUCAACAAGCGGGUCCCAUAGCUCAGUUGGUUAGAGCGUAACGCUAAUAACGUUAAAGUCGAGGGUUCGAGCCCCUCUGGGACCAUCUUUUU
This is a messenger RNA of Aspergillus sclerotioniger CBS 115572, 1855 nucleotides long. Its product is annotated as purine and uridine phosphorylase. Gene Ontology annotation, biological process: nucleoside metabolic process. Gene Ontology annotation, molecular function: catalytic activity. Lineage: Eukaryota; Fungi; Ascomycota; Eurotiomycetes; Eurotiales; Aspergillaceae. The record is from RefSeq and is a predicted model, not a curated record. The transcript is spliced from 2 exons. Bases 92 to 1549 code for a protein of 485 amino acids.